UCUUGUUUUUAGCUAAGUAUUGGUCCGGCUUCUCAUUCUGGCUAGAUGAGUGUGGUUUGCUCUUUUAAGUUUUUCAUUUCCGACAAUCUUCAAAUUAGCAAGCAAUAAAUCUGGUUCUACGGCAAGUUGCAUUGUCAGGAAUCCUAAUUACCUGCUGUUAGAACCUGAAGCUUCAAAUGCACUUGAAAUCUACAGGAAGUGCGCAGUUUGCUCAAUUCAAUUGGUCAGGAACCAUUCUCUCACCCUUUCAAACAGUUAUGUGGAAUUCUCAUCAAUCCAUUUCAUUUUCCGUGAAGAGUUGUUAUGUUUGGUUUCUCAAGGAGAAGGAGGUUACUGAAUCUACUGCCACGGCCGCUGAGGUAUUGGAAUUGGCCUGAAAAGGCAACAAGAUAAUUAGAAUUACAUCGAGUCAUUUACAACUUGCAGUGACGAAUGAUGAAGAGUUGAACAUUAAUCUUCUUUUGUUAGUUUCUCUCUAUCGGAAUUAAUUUUCCUUUAUUUCAUUAUUACAUAAUCCGAUUCGAUCACUCUUACAUAAUCCAAUUCGGGUCUGAUAGAAUUCAAAAUUCAACGGGGUUUGCAAGUAGAUUUUUCGGGGAUCCUUGGUGAUUUUCACUUCAUCUACUAUCUAUCCAAAGAUGUUAAGGUAAUUUCUUGAUCAUCCUUGACUAUAAGUCCAUAUAUGGGCCAUCCAAUAAUUUCCCACUACCCUAUAAGCACAAUCCUCCACCACACAAAUAUCUCUUGAACAGUUAAACUAGAAGUAGUCAAAAUACGACGUCAUAUCACUCACAGUUUCCAACAAGGUCGUAUCUUACUAGCUCUGUUAUCUUCCUUCUUAUCAUACUCGCUCACAAUCGACCAAGUGCAGACAGACAUCUUAAUAUGACGGGUCUAUCUAUGUUCAUCGAUCAGUACUUCUCAUUACCUAGAAUUGCAGGUUUAUUAGCUUUGUUAUCUUUCUUCUAUUAUCUAUGGAUCUCAAUUUUAAGGUCGCCAAGGAAUACGAAACCAUCAUCAGUAUCACCACCUGAAGUUGCAGGUGCAUGGCCUAUAUUAGGCCAUCUUCCUCGGCUACUAGGAUCAAGACCUCUAUUCAAAAUCCUUACAGACAUGUCUGACAAUUAUGGUCCAAUCUUCAUGGUCCGGUUUGGUAUGCAUCCAACCUUGGUGGUAAGCAGUUGGGAGAUGGCUAAAGAAUGCUUCACCACCAACGACAAGUUCCUCGCUGGCCGCCCAUCUGGUGCUGUCAACAAGUACCUCACGUUCGCCCUGUUUGGGUUUUCCACAUACGGUCCUUACUGGCGAGAGAUCCGUAAGAUCUCUACCCUCCAUUUACUCUCACAUAGGCGUCUCGAGCUUCUCAAGCAUGUUUCUUACUUGGAGGUCGCCAACUGCAUGAAACACUUGCAUGGAUGCUGGAUAGACAGUCAAAACCAAAUAAAACAAAAUGACGUAGCAGCUGGUUCAGUAAAAGUUGACAUGGGCAGAGUAUUUGGCGAGCUAACCUUGAAUGUGGUGUUGAAGUUAGUUGCUGGAAAAUCAAUUUUUUUCAAGAACGACAACACUCGUGGAUAUGACUCCAAGGAUGGUCAUAACAAAGAGGAGGAAGAAGGUAAAAAGCUCCAUAAGACCAUCAUAGAUUUCUACUCAUUAGCAGGAGCUUCGGUUGCGUCUGAUGUUCUUCCAUUUCUUGGGUGGUUGGAUGUGGAUGGACAAAAGAAACGCAUGAAAAGGGUAGCCAAGGAUAUGGAUUUCAUUGCUGCAAAGUGGCUUGAAGAGCAUAGGCACCAAAGAAGACAAACAGUACUCUCAAGCUCAGCAGCACUAGGCAGCAGUAAUCGUGAUGAUGCGAAAGAUUUCAUGGACGUGAUGAUGUCAGUUCUUGAUGUGGAAAAUUAUGAUCUCUUCUUUAGUUACAGCCGUGACACUGUAAUCAAAACCACAUGUCUGUGCAGUGUUACUAAUUUCAUGACCUGAUCGACAAAGCUCUGCAAGACAGUUUUUUUUCCACCGGGCAUUAUAGGCCAUACCGAGAAAGUUGACGAAAGCCAUACUGGGAAAAGGUUGAUUUUUUAUUUUUUAU
This is a messenger RNA of Papaver somniferum (opium poppy), 2086 nucleotides long. Its product is annotated as cytochrome P450 CYP82H23-like. Lineage: Eukaryota; Viridiplantae; Streptophyta; Magnoliopsida; Ranunculales; Papaveraceae. The transcript has 3 exons. The record is from RefSeq and is a predicted model, not a curated record. Gene Ontology annotation, biological process: defense response to other organism. Bases 886 to 1980 code for a protein of 364 amino acids. Gene Ontology annotation, molecular function: heme binding; monooxygenase activity; iron ion binding.